Salvelinus sp. IW2-2015 is the source of this 1672-nucleotide messenger RNA. The record is from RefSeq and is a predicted model, not a curated record. Lineage: Eukaryota; Metazoa; Chordata; Actinopteri; Salmoniformes; Salmonidae.
UUUUUUUCUUGGUCAAUGUUUUGUGGAAGCCUGGCUMCCCUUGGCAUCCAUGAAUACACGCCACUGAAAUAGCAUAAUUUUCCCUUUUGCGUUAUGGCAUGGUUGAAAUAUGUCGCAUGUCCACAUGAUUUUUUGUCAUUCGGUGAGUUUUCAUAAUUGCACACGUGACUGAAACCGAUAUGCUUUUUCACGCGUCCCCCGCCACGCGUGAGAGAAUCGUUAGGCUUCUACUGUAGAGUCCAGGGAUUACGCGUCACAUAACUGCAGUAGACUACAGCCUCAUUCUCACCGGUACCAUUAUCACAUACCGCGCUGCUGAUCAUUUAAGCGGGAGAACAAGUGUCUGCGAAUUUUACCAUUUUUAUUUUAUGUAAGCUACCCGAGGGGAAUGAGUCCUCCGUUUGCGGUUCUUGCGGUGCUGGCCGCUUGCCUUUGCGGUGUGCCUCUGCUGGUGGUUUGUAGUGACCAUCUAAAUUACAGACCCAUCAUCGGUGUCCUGGCCCAGGAGAACAUAGUAGGAGACCCUCAUGCUCAGGGAUCCUCCUACAUCGCUGCUUCCUAUGUAAAGUACCUGGAGAGUGCUGGAGCCAGAGUUGUUCCCAUAAGAAUACACCAAACAGAUGAAGAAUACGAGAAGAUAUUUAACUCAAUAAACGGGUUGCUGCUACCAGGUGGGGACGUGGACCUGGAGACGUCCCAGUUCAGUCGACUGUCGAAGAUCUUCUAUGAUCUGGCUAUCAAGGCCAACGAUGCGUCUGAUCACUUCCCUAUUUGGGGUACGUGCCAAGGUCUCCAGCAAAUGACGGUACUGACCAGCAACAAGAACCUUCUGACUCUAACAGACACCAAGGCUGUGGCCCUGCCUCUCACAUUCACCCCAGCUUCACAGAACAGCCGUCUGUUCAAGGCCUUCCCCGGUAGCCUGCUACAGUCUCUGUCAGAGGACAACAUAACCUCCAACUUCCACAGCUGGAGUCUGUCGCUACAGAACUACAGCCGGAAUGCCAGACUGAAACGUUUCUACAAGGUUCUGACCACCAACACAGAUGGCAGGAGAGAGUUCAUUUCUACCAUGGAAGCAAACCACUAUCCGUUCUAUGCUGUCCAGUGGCACCCCAUGAAGAAUCAUCACAAGUUCUCUUCAGCCAGUGAGGAGGAGAGGGCUCUCAUCUACAACUAUUCUCCUGUAUUCACAGGUCUAGAUGGUAUAUUUGUGCAAAAUUAUUACUUUGAUUAGAUUUAACAAUUGAUUAUAGUCUCUUUAAAAACUGUAAAAUAAACUGCAUUUGAAUUUGAYCUAUGAUUAGCUGUAAAAAACUGUUUCGGAUCAGUGUUUAUUGCAGAUGUUGCUGUCGGAUGAUUCUAAAAAUGUUACUUUUCUUUUGUACUUAGUUUGGAGUCUUUGAUGUGUUUUUAAAAAUGUUGAAAUAUAUUGGAUGUUAAGAUAUUGUUUUAUUAAUGGGAAAAUAUGUACAUUCUUACUGCCAUUAUGACAACAUGACUGUAACGUCUGAAAACAGAACGAAACUGCCUGCACACGAAUGCAAAAAGUAUUCUAAAUMAAUCUGUUUGUAAUGCAUUGAUAGCACAUUUUAGUGCCAUCACAAUAGUGUUUUUAAUUGUUUACUCACCCAUGUGUCAAACUAAGGGACAAUAAAGUCUGCAAACAAAA